AUGGGUAUCAAGAGAAAAUCUACCACUGGUAUUAAGGAUCAAAGACCCCCCAAGCUUUCUACGAAAGCAAGCUCGAAGAAGAAGCAAGAGGAUGAAUUAUCCACAUCUUCUUCUAGUUCGGAGUCUGAAUCAGGUUCCAAAGGUAAGGCUGGUAAGAAGUCCGGAGCCAAGGAGGAGUUGAGUACUGACAGUAGCUCUGAGUCCGAUGACUCUAGUGAAAGUUCAAGCUCUGGCAGCAGUGAUUCUGAAUCUGAAGAUUCCAGCUCCAGCUCCAGCUCCAGCUCCAGCUCCAGUUCUAGCGACUCCAGCUCCGAUGAGUCCAGUAGCAGCGAUUCCAGUGACAGUGACAGUGACAGCGGAUCAGACUCGAGCGAGUCCAGCGAUAAUGAAGAAGAAAAGAAGACCGAGUCUAAGGAAAAGAAGGCCGAAUCUAGUUCCAGUGAAUCCAGCUCUGAAUCCAGUUCUGAUGAAUCCAGUUCUGAUGAGUCUAGUUCUGAUGAAUCCAGUGACAAUGAAGAGGAGAAGAAAACCGAGUCUAAGGAAAAGAAGACCGAAUCUAGUUCCAGUGAAUCUAGUUCCAGUGACUCCAGCUCUGACUCCAGUUCUGACGACUCCAGUUCUGAUGAAUCCAGCGACAAUGAGGAGGAGAAGAAAACCAAGUCUAAGGAAAAGAAGGCCGAAUCUAGUUCCAGUGAAUCCAGCUCUGAAUCCAGCUCUGAAUCUAGUUCUGAUGAAUCUAGUUCUGAUGAAUCCAGUGACGAUGAAGAUGAGAAGAAAACUGAGUCUAAGGAAAAGAAGACCGAAUCUAGCUCCAGUGAAUCUAGUUCCAGUGACUCCAGCUCUGACUCCAGUUCUGAAUCCAGCUCUGAUGAAUCCAGCUCUGAUGAAUCCAGCUCUGAUGAAUCCAGCGACAAUGAAGAGGAGAAGAAAACCGAUCCUAAGGAAAAGAAGGCUGGAUCUAGUUCCAGUGACUCCAGUUCCAGUGACUCCAGUUCUGAGGAGUCUAGCGACAGUGAAUCCAGCGACUCAGACUCAAGUGAAUCUAGCGAUAAUGAAGAAGAAAAGAAAUCUGAUUCGAAGGAAAAAAAAUCCAAUUCAGACUCAGGAUCCAGUGAUAGUGAUAGUGAUAGUUCUAGCUCUAGUAGCUCAGUUUCUAGUGACUCGGAUUCCAGCGACUCAGAUUCUAGUAGCUCAGAUUCAGACUCCAGCAGCUCAGACUCAGACAGCGACUCUAGCUCAGACUCAGACAGCGAUUCCAGCUCAGACUCAGAAAGCGACUCUAGCUCAGACUCAGACAGCGACUCUAGCUCAGACUCAGAUAGCGACUCCAGUUCAGGCUCAGAUAGCGACUCCAGUUCAGGCUCAGAUAGCGACUCCAGCUCAGACGAUUCCAAGGACCAAUCCAAGGACAACUCUACAUCAGAAGAUUCAUCAAAAAAGAAUAACAAGAGGAAAUCAGAAGAUGAGAGUAGUCAAAACAACAAGAAACACAAAACGGAGUCAUCAUCAAAUGACGAAUCAGAUUCCUCUAGAACAGAGACUCCAGAAUCUAACGACAACAGUAAUGGUAAUAAUAAAGCGUUCAUUCCUGCAGGUAAAGAUGAAGUAAAACCAGGUCAGAGGAAACAUUUUUCAAGGAUAGAAAGAGAAAAAGUAAAUUUUGAAGCUUGGGAACUAACUGAUAAUACAUAUAGAGGUGCCGCUGGUACUUGGGGUGAACAAGCAAAUGAGAAACUCAGUAGAGUAAGAGGUAAAGAUUUUACGAAGAACAAAAACAAACUAAAGAAAGGUUCUUACAGAGGGGGUAGUAUUACUCUGUCCAGCGGAUCUUAUAAAUUUGAAGAUUGA
This is a messenger RNA of Zygosaccharomyces rouxii, 1848 nucleotides long. It is a transcript of the gene SRP40, whose product is annotated as Srp40p. The coding region runs from base 1 to 1848 and encodes 615 amino acids. NCBI's taxonomy places the organism in Eukaryota, Fungi, Ascomycota, Saccharomycetes, Saccharomycetales, Saccharomycetaceae. The transcript has a single exon. The record is from RefSeq and is a predicted model, not a curated record.